ACGGUGAGUAAUCAGCACCGGAGAAUUUGUCGAUGCAUUUACGGAUCUAAGCUUCGUCAUCGCUCGUGUGCCGGCAUGUCCGACAGUGACCGGCUUCCGCCGGAGAUCUGGGACCGAAUCUUCGAUUGUCUUCCGUUCCGCGAGCAACUGGACAAGGCGGUGGUUUGUAGGGCGUGGAACUUGCGGGUCGCUCGGAGGGCGACGGUACUGAUAGAUGGUCCCGGUUCGCGGGAACAUCUUGAGGCGCUGCAGAAAUCGCAGAGGAAUUACAGGAGCUUCACGGUGGAGGUGCUGAAGGAAGAACGGCACUAUCAGGCAACUCGGAAGGUGCUGCAUGUUUGUCGGAAGAAGUUUCGAGCGCAGCGGAUCCGUUUUGGGUCGGUCACGAGUCGGUUGUUCACUCUGGUUGUUCAGAAAUACUUUGAGUGGGUUGGGACGGUUCAGGUGUUGAGUUUGCAGCUCUGUGACGACGAAGUGUUUCCAGCGGAAGCGCUGUCACGACUGGUUGACCUCCGUGAGCUUCGACUGCUGAACGUGUGUGACACUGCUGUUCCUUGGGGAGGGGUUCUUGGGCAGCUGGACAAGUUGCGGAUACUGACCGUGGACGCGGCUUGGCAUUACAAUGAUGAAGCGCUAGGAGAGCUAGUUGAAGCUGUUGCUGGAUGUGUGAAUCUGAGGGAGCUGACGAUUCGGUCGCAUGAUACCGUAGGGUUGGGAAAGCUAGCGGAAUCGCUCAGUCUUCUGACGAAGCUAAGCUUGGUACGAUUGACCGUUCGUCUGGAUGAAUGCGUUCUGAGCUUCCCAGCACUGAGGCAGCUCAACCUGGACAUUGAUUGGUACGAGUUCGACAAGCCUCAUCUCGUGAUCAACGCUCCUCUGCUGGAGUCACUGCGAAUAGCCAAGAAAACGAUUCACUUCCUUAAGUUAAGCCAGAAAACGCAGAUCUCGUCGCUUGAUCUGUUCGGAUAUAGCAUUUCUUCGCCCCAUCCGUGCUUCUCUGCGGUGCGAGAGCUUACGCUGAGCACGUGGGAACCGGCCAACGCCGAAGCAAUUCUCGAUGAGAUCAACUUCUUUCCAAACGUUGAGAAGCUGGCAAUACGACUGGUCUCGAAGGAGUGCGUCAUUCCGGUGCCGGAAGCGGCGACCUUCAAACACAUUAAGACACUAUAUUUGAACAACUUUGUACUCUCUAUAAGCUUCUUUGAAGAAAUGGCACAAGUUAAAAUUUUGGAGAACCUCACCAUCGAAGAGUGCAACUUCUUCCACAACUGCACCGGGCCACCAGCGGAUCUGACCCACCUCAGGCACUUUCGCGUGAAGCGCGUCUCGAUGCCAAUGGCCGUGGACACGUUCCCCGUCGCACUCGCCCCGAACCAGCCGCCGGUCGUCGUGGUGGACAAGCUGCGGACGCACCUGUGGCGCAACGAUCACUUCAACGUGUUCAGCUCGAAGGAGUUCGGAUCUUAAAAAGGAUUUGUCAGCAAAGAUUAGCAUUUUUUUUUAAUUUCUUAAAAAUCUCUUGAUGUAACAAAUCACAAAGUUUCUUCCUGCACUGAUUGAAUAAAGCAAAGACACUCGCGCAAACAUUAAAUAAAAUCGUAACUAGCUAAAA
Molecule: messenger RNA, 1612 nt
Organism: Culex quinquefasciatus (southern house mosquito)
Lineage: Eukaryota; Metazoa; Arthropoda; Insecta; Diptera; Culicidae
Exons: 2
Molecular function (GO): protein binding
Source: RefSeq, a predicted model, not a curated record